AGAGCUUAGAGAGAGAGAGAGAGAGAGCUGUGUUGCUCUCCCAUGUAUCGUUGCUAUCGUGCGCUUGUGCCCAGGGGGCGCACGCUAGCGACCCGACGCUUUCUCUCCGACUCACUGGAAUUAGGGUUAGGGUUUCCGAAGCCGAGCCUCCCCGGGAUCGAGCCCUCCCCCGGCGCCGACACGCUCGCGGCGCUCCUCCUCCGGCACCACAACCCCUUCCACCCGCUCGAGUCCCCGCUCGAGCUCGUCGCCCUCGGCGGCGGCGCCGCCCUCUCCCCCGCCCUCGUCGUCCAGACCCUCCUCCGCCUCCGCCACGCCUCCAAGGUCGCCCUCGCCUUCUUCGUCUCCGUCCGCGACCACGUCCACCACCACCGUUGCAAUGGCGGCGCCCAACCCCUCCUCGGCCCCGCCGCGUACGACGCCAUGGUCGACAUCCUCGGCCGCGUGCGCCAGUUCGACGUCGCGUGGCAGCUCAUCGUCGAGAUGGGCUGCGGCGGCGGCGGCGGCGGCGGCGGCGAUGUGGGGCCCACGCCGAGGACGUUCGCGGUGCUGGUGAGGAGGUACGUGGCGGCGGGGAUGACGCGGCAGGCGAUCCGGUCCUUCGACGACAUGGAGGCGUUCGUCGGGAGGGAGCCGGGCUCGGCGGAGUUCCAGAUGCUUCUGGACACCCUCUGCAAGUAUGGGCACGCAAAGGUUGCAACAGAGAUAUUCAACAAGAGAAAAUCCAAGUACGAACCCGACGAGAAGACGUACUCGAUCUUGAUUUAUGGAUGGUGCAAGGUAAACCAGCUUGAAAUGGCCCAAAAGUUCCUAAAAGAAAUGACCGAUCGUGGGGUAGAACCGAAUAUAGUUACAUAUAACAUCCUGCUGAAUGGGAUUUGCAGGCACGCGAGCUUGCACCCGGAAAAUCGCUUCGACAGAACAAUCCGUGCUGCUGAGGACCUUUUGAAGGAAAUGGGGUCUAGGGGGAUUGAACCCGAUGUGACGAGCUACUCUAUCAUUCUACAUGUUUAUAGCCGGGCCCACAAACCCGAGCUCUGUCUUCAUAUGUUCCGGUCAAUGAGAGAGAAAGGCAUUUGCCCCACUGUGGCGACGUACACCUCGGUAGUUAAAUGUCUGGCUUCUUGUGGGAGAUUAGAAGCUGCAGAAAAAUUACUCGAUGAAAUGUCUAGCAAUGGAGUGUGCCCAUCCCCCGCCACUUAUAAUUGCUUCUUUAAGGAAUAUAGAGGGAGAAAUGAUUGGGAAGGCGCAAUGAAUUUGUACAAGAAAAUGAAGGAAUCGGGCUCGUUAAGCAAGCCCGAUAUUCACACGUACAAUAUAUUACUUGGAAUGUUCUCGAAGUUGGAUCGAUUAGGAACUGUUCGGGAAUUGUGGAGUGAUAUGAGUGAGAGUGGUGUUGGGCCGGAUUUGGAUUCGUACACUUUGCUCAUCCAUGGGCUUUGCGAGAAGAAUAAGUGGAGAGAAGCGUGCCAGUUCUUUAUGGAGAUGAUAGAGAAAGGGUUUCUCCCGCAGAAGGUUACAUUCGAGACUCUUUAUCGAGGAUUGAUUCAAGCUGAUAUGUUGAGGACUUGGAGGAGAUUGAAGAAGAAGGUUGAUGAAGAAUCAUUGAAAUUUGGUGCUGAGUUUGAGCAUUAUCAUUUUAAACCGUAUAAGAGAUGAUUUUAGUUGUGGGCUUGAAUUUUGUAAAUACGUGAUUGGGAAGAUGAGGCUUUUUUCUUAGGGCUGAUUUUACAUGGCAAAAUGCAAAAAAGAUUGAAAACAGUUUGGAAGUGGUAUCAUAAUUAUAGGUGCUGUAAGGCAUCAUGCUUAAAGAUGAUUAUUUUGAUACAAUCCAACAACUCUGCAGCUUGUUAUCUGUCUGCGUAAGUGCUCUGGGACAGGUCAGUUUGAAGAAGCCCUAAUAGCUUUUCUGUCAAAAUCAUUGUGGCAUCUUUCGACUGUAGCUAGAAGCAGAAAUUCCGAAGCGGCUCCUGAUUUAGUGGCUCAAAAGCUCAUGUUGCACAUUCCUCUCCAACCAAAAGCUCAACACCGUUUGUUUGGCAAACAUUCAUCUUCUACUUCUAUAGUUAAGAAGCUCUUCUUGAAGGCGUGAAAAAAAAAGGUUUGUCAGUGCUGUCGUCAGCAAUGUACGUAUGUUCUCUUACCAAGUGCUUGAGAAAUCUUUCUUUAAAGUUUUUCUUAGUCUUACUAUUUAUGAUUGUUUCAACCAUAUAUUUCUAUGUUUUCUACAUUGGUUAACAAGUUAAGGUCUUUUAUUCGUAGUUCGGUGGAUAUAUUUUUAUAAAUGGUUUGGUGAGUGUGAGAUGCUACCAAAGAAUAAUAUAUUGUGUUGUAUCUUUGGACUAGCUCGCUUAGCUUAAGCGAGCUUACUAAACAAGUAAAAUAUUUGAAUCGAGCCAUAAUUGAGUAA
Ananas comosus (pineapple) is the source of this 2410-nucleotide messenger RNA. Its product is annotated as pentatricopeptide repeat-containing protein At2g13420, mitochondrial-like. The record is from RefSeq and is a predicted model, not a curated record. Gene Ontology annotation, molecular function: protein binding. The coding region runs from base 43 to 1659 and encodes 538 amino acids. Lineage: Eukaryota; Viridiplantae; Streptophyta; Magnoliopsida; Poales; Bromeliaceae. The transcript has 2 exons.